This is a messenger RNA of Cetraspora pellucida, 219 nucleotides long. The record is from the annotation of a GenBank genome assembly. NCBI's taxonomy places the organism in Eukaryota, Fungi, Glomeromycota, Glomeromycetes, Diversisporales, Gigasporaceae.
AUGAAAAUGUGAUCUAUGAAGUUUCUAGUAAUAAUAAAAUUAUUGAGAAGCUUGUUAGUAUGUUUAAUUCUGAAAAUGCUAAUGAAUCAAAUGAAACAAAUAAUGUAGAUGAAAAUGAUGAUAAUAAUGAAUUACCGAUUAUUAGUACUAAUGCAACAUUAGAAAAUUUGAAUAAUGUUAGAUUGUUUUUACUUCAACAAGAAGAAACUGUUGAGAUUG